Molecule: messenger RNA, 2025 nt
Organism: Pogona vitticeps (central bearded dragon)
Lineage: Eukaryota; Metazoa; Chordata; Lepidosauria; Squamata; Agamidae
Source: RefSeq, a predicted model, not a curated record
GUGCAAGAGGGCGGCUCCGAAGAGGAUGCCCUUGCCGGCAUCGGGUGCCCCUUGACUUCACUGGGACUUACUCUUGUGUAGAGAUGCCGGGGCAACACCUCUGGUGCGGACUAUUGGAACUGGGGAAGCAUCGCCAAGGGAGACUGAGUUGCCGGGUCGCGCGGCGCCUGUUUUAAUAAUAUCUAUUGAACGUUUUCCACAUUUAGGGCCAGCGUUAAGAAACUCCUUUUCCCGCUGAGUUGCUCUGUUUAAUUUUCAACAGAAGAUUAAAGAUGAUCAGCAUAAGUGCAUUUUAUUCCUCCGGACAGGAAGAUCUCACCUGGCUGAUCGAUUUCCUGAAGACAUGGAUGUAUUCAGACAAUUACCUGGGCAAUUUUCCUGCCUAUCCAGUAUGCCUUCUGUGGGUGCUGGCAUCACUGGUACUCCUGUUUUCACCUGUUCUAGUCAUUAUCGGCUGCAUUUACCUUUCUAAUCUUCUCCUGCAUAUUUACAAGAGACAAUUCCAUUUAAACGAAAAUUAUCUCAGCAAAUCUUGGGACAAUGGAAGAAGGACAGUGUCUUACCUUUGGGAUAUAUAUGGCAAGCUGUGUCAUGGUUAUGAAGUACAUGGGAUGGACAAACUACCACAAGGACCAGGGCUUCUUGUAUUUUACCAUGGCGCUUUUCCUUUAGAUUAUCAGUACUUUGUGUCUAGACUCUAUUUGCAGACAGGCAGAUUCUGCCGCACAGUGGUUGACUACCAUUUUUCCAAAAUACCAGGCAUAAAGCUGUUUUAUAACGUGCAAGGUCUUACACAUGACGGAAGACUGGAAUGUGUUGAAAUUCUGAAAAAGGGUUACUUAUUGGGCGUUUUGCCAGGUGGAGCCAGAGAAGCACUCUUCAGUGACCAGAGCUAUGGUCUCUUAUGGGGUAGACGCACAGGUUUUGCUCAUGUGGCCAAAGAUGCUAAAGUGCCUGUCAUCCCUAUAUUUACAAAAAAUCUACGAGAAGGAUACAGAACACUUGGAAAAAUAUGGCCCUUGAAGUGGCUAUAUGAAAGUACCCGGUGGCCAAUUGUUCCAGUAUAUGGAGGGUUUCCAGUCAAAUUCUGCACCUAUGUAGGAGAUCCUAUUCCUUAUGAUCCUAAUAUAACAGCUGAAGAACUGGCUAGAAAGGUAAAGACUGCAAUAGAGGAUCUCAGAGAUAAACAUCAAAAAAUACCAGGCAGCAUACGGAGAGCUAUAUUGGAACGGUUUCAUAAACAUCCAAAUGAUGAUUAAUGGGAUAAUCUAUUUUGAAUAUGUAGACAUCAUUCCUCCAAAAUGUUUGCUAAUUAUUUAUAUGGUACAUGGACUCUUUUUCUUUCUUUUUAAUAGAGGCUACAAAUUCAAAGUAUCUAUACCAAAUAUUAAAAUAAUGUACAUUCGUCUUCUGAAUCUCAGCAAGGUUGGAUUCAUGAAACUACUUCACUUCUGCAAGCAAGUGGAAAGGAAUCUGGUCUUGCUCGUCUAGACUUUUGAGCAGACCACUGUCAGAUGCAUCUACAGCAUUUUAUAUGAACUGAUGGAUAGUAUCUUAGAGUCAAAUUUGAUUGACCUUAUGUUUUAUCAGCUCCUGAGUAAGUAGUUGAUCUUAAAAACACAUAUUUGGAAUAAUAAGCCACCUUGUGUCUUUUUAAGGAGAAAGGUGGGUUAAAAAUAUUUUAAAUAUAUAAAUAAACCUGUUUAAAUGCAGAAGCAAUUUCAACUAGUCUGGUAAUUCCUGCUGUAAAAUAUGAACAAAACUGACUCGACUUCUUGUGAAAGAUUGCAUGUCAUCAGAGCUGAAAUGUUAAGUAGUUAUGUUCUGUUUGUAUUAGUUAGAACUGCUUUGUACUUUGUUCUCUUGCAUUCCAUAACAAAAGAUCUUAUGGUUUACGUUGGCUUCCCUCUUUAGAUGGUUUAUGGCAUUGUAGGAAUGGCAGCCUCCUUUCCUGUGCAAAGGGGCUGAUGCAGGAGGUAACACAGGUAACAAAACAGUGGCAGAACAGUGGAAUUCAGUUGUGUA